AUGUCUCCAGCAACAAAGCCUCAUGGAAGGGAUGAUUGGGAUAUAGAGUUUCAGAUUCACCGUAUGGAAGCAAAGGCAUACCAUGCUGUGUUGAGGGCUUUUAGUGCUCAAUCGAACAAUCUAACUUGGGGACGAGAGGCACUUAUGACUGAGCUGCGGAAGGAACUUAAUAUUUCAGAUGAUGAACAUGGAGUUCUGCUCACGAAGAUUAAGUCAGAUGAGGCAAUAAAAGUGAUAAGGGAAUGGCGGAAUGAUGCCCAUUGUGCUCAAGAGUGUGGUAAGGCUGCUCCUAGAUAUCCUUCUAAACUAGUGAGCAAUGCUCAACAGAGAGAAGCGGAGACUCAACAUCCUCCUGUUUCAAAGUCUCAGAAAUAUUCCUCAUGCAGUCAGCCUUGUGCAGAAGUUAUCCCUUCUACUGCUGCACCAGAUGCCCAAAUCAAAGACAUUGGUGGAAUUAGAGUGAAACUUGGAAGAAACUUUGUGACUCAAGGAAACAGCCCUUUUUUGAACUUGAAGUACCAAGGAGAACUUAGCAAGGAUCAAGGGAGUGGUGACUUGGCAAUGCUCUCAUCUAGGAAUGGUAGACAGUCUAUGCAUAUGAUUGGUCGUAACCCUCAGGCACCAUAUGGUAGCAGAAGUACUGGACUGGUAAAAUCCCAAUUGAAGAUGGGCUUUCACCCAACUGGCUCUGACAAUUUAAACAAAAGUUCUGAUUUGAUUAAGAUACGUGCUACAGAUAAAGUCCUUUAUGAGGUUGAGAAGCUAUUUGAUUGUCAAGAAAGCCUAGUCCCACUUCAUGUUGAGAAGGCAAAGUUAAUCCUUAAAGAGCAUGAAAGAGCUAUCCUUGAAGCACUUGGCAAACUGCCUGAUGUGUCAGAUGUGGAUGAUUCUCCCAAGCAAAUCUGGCAUAAGUAUCCUCAUGAACAGCUUCCAGUAACGGGAGGCAAAAUGUUGAUACGCAAUGACUUCUAUGGAUAG
Messenger RNA from Prunus armeniaca (apricot), 978 nucleotides. The record is from the annotation of a GenBank genome assembly. Lineage: Eukaryota; Viridiplantae; Streptophyta; Magnoliopsida; Rosales; Rosaceae.